AUGAAGCUUGACGAGGAGAGUUCAAGACUGUGCACAUUUAACACCCCGGAGGGCAGGUACAGGUUUCUUCGUCUACCAUACGGCAUCUUGUCUGCGCCCGAAGUAUAUCACAAGACCAUUCACAUGAUUUUUGAGCACAUACCCGGAGUUGGGAUAAUGAUGGAUGAUAUCAUAGUGUGGGGCUCAACACAAAAAGAACACGACGAAAGACUGAGACAAGUGCUAGAUAAGACAAGGGAGGUGAACCUGAAACUUAACAGAGAAAAAUGUGAGUUUGGAGUGAAGUCACUGACCUUUGUGGGAGAUGUUGUGAGUGAAGAGGGCGUGAAGCCAGACCCGAGAAAAAUUUCAGCAAUCAACAACAUGGAAAGGCCAACCAACAAAGAUGAGGUCAGACGUUUCCUAGGGAUGGUCACCUAUCUUGCCAAGUUUGUCCAACAACUGUCAACACAGUCAGCACCUCUCAGGAGUCUUCUUGAACAAAAGAAUGAAUGGAUAUGGUGCCACGAGCAAGAACAAUGUUUUCUGAGACUGAAAGAGACUCUUACACAGGAGCCCGUGUUAAAGUUUUAUGACCCCGAGAAGAACACCAGGAUCUCGUCAGAUGUAUCACAGUACGGCUUGGGAGCAGUGCUACUGCAGCAACAUGAAGAGCAGUGGCUACCUGUCGCCUAUGCAUCCAGAGCACUGACAAGUGCCGAGACCAGGUAUGCUCAAAUCGAGAAAGAACUGUUGGCAAGUUUGUAUGCAUGUGAGCAUUUCCACCAAUAUGUACAUGGACAGAUGUUUCAAGUGGAAACUGAUCACAAACCGUUGGUGUCCAUCAUGAACAAACCGUUGAAUGUCUGUCCAGUACGAAUACAGCGCAUGCUAAUUCGACUGCAAAAAUAUGACGUGCACAUGAUAUAUACACAAGGAAAAUAUAUGUACACAGCCGACACAUUGUCUAGAGCAGUGGAUAAGAGAAAACUUGCAGACAGUGAAAAUAGCAUAGAGACACAGGCAUAUGUAGAUAUGGUAGUGACAUCUUUACCGGUGACUGCAGACAGAACAGAACAAAUACGGAGAGAGACUAUUGAAGAUGAAACUAUGAAAGAACUCAAGAGCGCAGUACAGAAUGGAUGGCCUGACAGCAAAAAGGAUUGCCCCUUGAAAAUAAAAGGCUAUUGGAAUUGUGGAGCUGAGCUCACAGUGGUGGAUGACAUUGUGCUAAAAGGGAGCAAAUUUGUUAUUCCGUACUCACUGCGCAAGCAGAUGCUCGAAAAGAUACACGAAGGCCACCUUGGUGAAGUCAAGUGUAAACAGAGGGCUAGAAAAGUAAUGUACUGGCCAGGGAUCAAUCACGAUAUUAGCCAAACAACAGCGUCAUGUGGAAUUUGCCGAACUUACAGGCCAAAACAACAAGCGGAGCCACUGAUGACUCAUCCAGUGCCACACAGACCUUACUACAAAGUGGGAACUGAUCUAUUUGACUUUGAUGGAAGGAGCUAUGUGGUACUCACAGAUUACUUUUCGAACUAUCCUGAAAUUGGAGCGUUGCAGUCAACAUCGAGCAAAGCAGUUGUCAGUUAUUUAAAGACUGUUUUCGCCAGACAUGGUGUUCCAUGCGAACUGUUUUCCGACAAUGGUCCCCAGUUUUCUAGCUGUGAGUUUGCUGCCUUUGCCAAGGAAUGGGGGUUUCAACACUCUACGUCAAGUCCAACUUAUCCAAAGUCCAACGGCUUGGCAGAAUGCUCUGUCAAAACUGUAAAAAAAACUUGUUAAAGAAAUCACAGGACAAAGAUAACUUUCAGAAAAGUUUACUGAUCUACCGGAGUGCACCUCUACAAAAUGGACUGUCACCAGCCCAAAUACUUAUGGGUAGGCGCAUUCGCUCCAACCUACCAGUCAACGAGGAUUUGCUGACACCCAAAAGCGCACACAAGGUCAGACAAGCUAAGGAAGUACAAAAAGCAAAGCAAAAACAUCUGCAUGAUAGAACUGCAAAACACCUGCCUAUGCUGAGGCCAGGAGAUGUUGUGCGUCUCUGAGACAUUUCUACAGGCACCUGGAGACAAAAAGGACAGGUGGAAGAGGAAGUUGCUCCACGCUCGUAUAGGAUCCAGAUGGAAAAUGGACCGUCUCUGAGAAGGAACCGUACGGAUCUUCAACUACAGCUGACUGAAGGAAAAAAUGCAGCUCAGGAAAAGGCUCAACAGGACUCAGCUGGACCUGCAGAACUUGCUGACACGGAGCCUGACCUUGCUGACCAAGGACUGACAGCAGUGUCCGCGUCACCUACUGUUGAGAGACUGUCUAGACCUAAGAGACAUGUUCAGCCACCUAAGAGGCUGAUUGAGGGUUGUUAAGAACUCUUUGUUUUUGCAAGUUGUUAAAAAAAAAAAAAAAAAAAAAGUUUUGACAUAAAUGCUUUGACAUUUUUGUGUGGUUACAAUGCUAAAAAAUGAAAAAGUUGUAGUUUAAAAUAUAAUAACACUUUGAGUUAAACACUAUUUCUUUAUAGGGGGAAAAAUCUGAUGUUAUGAGCCAGGGAAUAAUAGAACUACACUACCCAGCAUGCAACGGGAGUGACGAGCAUGCGCUGUGGGGGGAGUUGUAAGUGGCCAUGUUGACAGCUAGGAUGUUGUGAUAUGCACGCUCUAAAAAGUAAAUGUUGGGAACUCA
Molecule: messenger RNA, 2664 nt
Organism: Nerophis ophidion (straightnose pipefish)
Lineage: Eukaryota; Metazoa; Chordata; Actinopteri; Syngnathiformes; Syngnathidae
Exons: 1
Coding region: 1-1764 (587 amino acids)
Biological process (GO): DNA integration
Molecular function (GO): nucleic acid binding
Source: RefSeq, a predicted model, not a curated record